UAGUGUACUAGUGUCAGUGUGUGUAACAAAAAAGAAAGCUGUGUCGUGUGGCAGGAGAUCAGUACUAGUCCUAUGGAACAACAAAGUUUGAUAUCUUUCUCUCACACCCAAAACUUUUUCCCCAAACUGAAAACCCUCAACACCCCAAUUUCCCUCCUCAACUGAACAAACCAGAGCUCUCUCUCUCACAAAAAACCCAUUUUGUACAAUCAAUCUCUCUCUUCCUGGUAUUGAUAAUCUGCAACUUUGGGCUCUCUAUUCACUCCUGAUCUCCCGGUCAGUUACUCUCUCUCUCUCUCUCUCUCUCUCUCUCUUACUUUCCAGCACCCACACUGUUUAUUGCUAUAAAAAGGUGAUAAUUUAAUGGAAAAGUUAGAAACUUGUUAACCCAGUUAUGGAUUUUGAACCACUGAACAUUGAAAAUGAGGUUAUGGAAUUUGACGCUAGUGGUUCUAUGGAAGAUGACACUGCCACACUAGACUUAGAAAACCAUGAUGAUGAGUAUGAAAGAGAUUACAAUGGUGAGUCAUUUGAGGGUUCUAAUCCUAGUACGUCUAAUGUGUUCUUGACCCACAAUGGGGAAGAACCCAAUCUUGAACCUUAUGAGGGUAUGGAAUUUGAUUCCGAACAGGCUGCACGCAUUUUCUAUAACUCGUAUGCCCGACGUAUUGGUUUUAGUACCCGGGUCAGUGUGUACCAGCGUUCACGCCGUGAUGGCUCCAUCAUAUGCCGUCAAAUUGUGUGUUCCCGUGAAGGGUUUCGUCGUGAGGGAGGUGAAAAUAGGUCUAAGAGACAGCGGACGGUUACUAGAGUUGGGUGUAAAGCGCAGAUGACGGUGAAGAAGCAGAGUUCUGGGAAAUGGGCUGUGUCAAAACUCGUGAAGGAUCAUAAUCACGAGCUUGUGCCCCCCGAUAAGGUGCAUUGCCUCCGGUCACAUAGGCAUGUAUCAGGCCCUGCUCGAAGCUUGAUUGAUACCCUUCAAGCAGCUGGGAUGGGCCCUAGUGGGGUGAUGUCUGUGUUGAUCAAAGAAUCUGGUGGAAUUAACAAUGUUGGUUUUACUAAAGUCGAUUGCCAGAAUUAUAUGAGUAGUAGCAGGCAAAGGAGUCUAGGGAGUGGGGGUCAGAUUGUUUUUGACUAUUUGAAGCAGAUGCAGGCUGAGGAUCCUGAUUUCUUUUGUGCAGUCCAGGGUGAUUUUGAAAAUUUAACAGGAAACAUUUUCUGGGCUGAUCCAAAUUCAAGAAUGAAUUAUAAUUACUUUGGAGACACUGUUACAUUUGAUACAACAUAUAGAACUAAUCGUUACCGAGUUCCUUUUGCUCCAUUUACAGGGUGGAACCAUCAUGGACAGCCUGUAUUGUUUGGGUGUGCAUUACUCCUUAAUGAGUCAGAGUCCUCAUUUGUUUGGCUAUUCCAAACUUGGCUAGCUGCAAUGUCUGGUCGCUUUCCCAUCUCAAUCACAACAGACCAAGACCGGAUCAUACGGGCAGCAGUUGUGCAAGUGUUUCCCGAAACCCGUCACCGAUUUUGUAAAUGGAAUGUGUUAAGGGAAGCUCAAGAGAAAUUGUCUGAUGUGUAUCACGCACGUCCUAAUUUUGAAGUGGAAUUCCAGAAGUGCAUCAAUUUGACAGAGACAAACAAUGAGUUCGAGUCAUGUUGGGAGUCCCUUCUUCAAAGAUAUGAUCUUGGGGAUAAUGAAUGGCUUCAGUCAAUGUAUAAUGCUCGCCACCAAUGGGUCCCAGUAUAUCUACGGGAUACAUUCUUUGGGGAGAUGUCAAUUAAUCAAGGAAGUGAUAACAUAAACUCAUACUUUGAUGGCUAUAUAAAUGCAUCAACUAAUGUUCAGGUGCUGAUUAAGCAGUAUGAAAAGGCAAUUGCCAGUCGGUAUGAAAAAGAAGUAAAGGCAGAUUAUGAUACAAUUAAUACUUUACCAGUUCUAAAAACACCAUCUCCCAUGGAAAAACAAGCAGCAAAUCUUUACACAAGGAAAAUAUUUAUGAUAUUCCAAGAAGAAUUGGUUGAAACUCUUGCUUAUCCUGCAACUAUAAUUGAUGAUACAGGAUCAGAAACUAUGUACCGGGUGGCAAAAUUUGGGGAAGACCACAAAACGCACUUUGUUAGGUUCAACAUUUUUGAAAAGAAAGCCAGUUGUAGCUGUCAAAUGUUUGAAUUUGCAGGUAUUAUAUGUAGGCAUAUAUUAGCAGUAUUUAGAGUAACCAAUGUUUUGACACUUCCAUCUCAUUAUAUCUUGAAACGGUGGACAAGAAAUGCAAAAAGUGGGGUUUUGUUGGAUCAGUGCACUCUUGGAUUGCCUAGUGAUUCUCAAGAGUCAUCUGCUGCUCGUUAUGACAAUCUACGACAAGAAGCUAUCAAAUAUGUAGAAGAAGGGGCUGAAUCUGUGCCUAUUUAUAAUGUGGCGAUGGCCGCUCUUCAAGAGGCUGCAAAGAAGGUUGCUGCUGCCAAGAAGCAUGGUUCUGGGGUUCAUCAGAGUGCGCUGGAUAAUGGGAGUCCACAGCUUCAGUCUUACUCCUUGGAUCAGGACAAGGAAAUUCAGGCAUUGACUGCUGAGUUGGAGAAUGCAAGUCAGCAAUGUGAAGCAUAUCGAGCAAAACUGUCAGCUGUUUUGAAAAACUUGGAAGAACAGAAGUUAAAGAUAUCAGUUAAGGUUCAGAAUGUGAGGCUCAAUCUAAGAAGUUAACUUUUCCGGUUGGUGAUGGGCUGGUGGCGCCAUUUCCAUCAUCUUUCAUGUAAAAUACAUGUAGCAACUGAAAAGCUGUCGUAGAAGACUGUAAAAUACAUCUAGGAAGGGUGCACGCACUUAGUGCUCAUUGUUAACAUAUUUGUUUAGUAACUAAAAAGAGGAUAUAAAAUUUUUCCCCCUAGUUUAGGAUGGUCAUAAACUAUGUGGACUUAUAUUUGGACGUGACCAUAGAAUAGUUUCUGUAGUGGGUGGUGGUGAAAGUCGAAUAAACUUUGAUGCGCUUUUAUAAUUUAGUGAUCAGUUCCUUUGUUCUUGUAA
Quercus robur (English oak) is the source of this 3016-nucleotide messenger RNA. RefSeq names its product protein FAR1-RELATED SEQUENCE 5-like. The transcript has 2 exons. NCBI's taxonomy places the organism in Eukaryota, Viridiplantae, Streptophyta, Magnoliopsida, Fagales, Fagaceae. Gene Ontology annotation, molecular function: zinc ion binding. Gene Ontology annotation, biological process: regulation of DNA-templated transcription. The record is from RefSeq and is a predicted model, not a curated record. The coding region runs from base 395 to 2695 and encodes 766 amino acids.